Anopheles stephensi (Asian malaria mosquito) is the source of this 615-nucleotide messenger RNA. Its product is annotated as UPF0235 protein C15orf40 homolog. The record is from RefSeq and is a predicted model, not a curated record. NCBI's taxonomy places the organism in Eukaryota, Metazoa, Arthropoda, Insecta, Diptera, Culicidae. Gene Ontology annotation, cellular component: cytoplasm. The coding region runs from base 37 to 522 and encodes 161 amino acids. The transcript has 2 exons.
AAAAUCGGCCCACCCCAAGCCAGCUUGACAUUCUAAAUGCACCGCCGAGUGAUCAAAACAACCCUUGCAAAAUUGAUCAAUCCUACACGCUGGCAGACACCGGUGCCGUUUAGCAGCAUGUCCAAGAAAUCCACCAAAGCAGGCGGUGGAAAACAUUCAAAAGCGGGAAAAGAGGAACCUAGCAACACACCCGCCUCGAAUGGACCCGUGCUCGUGGACGCCAAGACUGGGAACUUGAUCGUAAAGAUAUUGGCCAAACCGGGAGCAAAAACGAGCGGAAUCACGGAUGUUAGCGAGGAAGGAAUCGGUUGUCAGAUCGCUGCUCCUCCGAUCGAUGGUGAAGCGAACACGGAGCUGAUCAAGUAUCUGUCCAAGCUGCUGGAGCUACGCAAAAGCGAUAUCAGUCUCGACCGAGGAUCCAAAUCACGGCAGAAAACGAUCGUGCUAGAUAAAGACGGUUGUCGGCACAGUCCCGAACAGUUGAUGGCCAUAUUUCGUAAUGAAGCGUCCGCCGGAACGUAGACAUACACGGGCGACAGGUAAGCGAAGCUUGAUCGGUUACAAGGCUGAUAAAUAAAGAUGUUGGGGUCAAUAAGGAAGCGGAUUUACACCCAA